This is a messenger RNA of Symbiodinium sp. CCMP2456, 667 nucleotides long. The record is from the annotation of a GenBank genome assembly. NCBI's taxonomy places the organism in Eukaryota, Dinophyceae, Suessiales, Symbiodiniaceae.
GCUGCUUGAGGGAAUUGAUUUCGAAUGGAUCGGAAGCAAGAUCACAGGCUUUGUGAAGACGAUCAAGACUCAAUCAGAAAAUUUGGUUGACAUUGAUACUGUCCUGGGCCCAAUGCUGUCACAGAUGGACAAGACUGGCGAGUCUGUACGACGAUUGGAUUUCGUGACCGAGGCACAGAGCUCCAUUUCAGGCGCUGUCGGCCUGAAGGAGCAAGCCGAGAAAAACAGCCGGGCCAUCGGCAAGAUCAUACCGACAUGGCAAGCCGUUGAGGGCACUGCAGUCAGCAUGUGCCCGUCAGUGCUGGCAACGAAGGACACCAUUGGCCACCUGCAGUGUCGCACGACGGAGUUCGUGAGCAAAGCCGGCCUGUCCUCCUGGGUCCCAUCACAGGUGACGGACAUCGUGGGCAACUGUCCCGCCAAGUUGCCGACGACGGAGGAAGCAGUGGCGCAGGGCUGCCCGGAGAAAGCCCAGUCCGCCAACGUCAAGGAUGUACUCGGUGAGCACUCUGAGACCCUCGGUUGGGCCAUGGCCGUCGGCGGCGGUGUGGUGGGCCUGGGCAUCUGUGGAGGAGGGGCUGCUAUAAUGAAGAGCAAGGCGAGCAAGGACGAGGAGGAGUAUGACUCCGAAGAAGAUACGGAAGAGAAUCAGACUUUGAAUGGCUGA